GCGGACUGUGUCCUCUUCUUUCAGUGCUGGAGCGGAUCUGCUAGAGUUUGCCAGUGAGCUACGCUCAGUCUCUUUCAUUCUUUUUUUCGGUACAUUUUUGGUAGAUUUUAUAUCAUCUCAUCAAUCACGAUGCUGAGCACAGUCAGCCGUCAACUCAGAAGCCACCCUGCCUUGAUCCCACUGUUUAUUUUCAUUGGCGGUGGAUGCACCAUGUCUCUGACAUAUCUGGGUCGCCUGGCCUUGCGUAACCCAGAUGUCUGCUGGGACAAAAAGAACAACCCAGAGCCCUGGAAUAAACUGGGGCCCAAUGAUCAGUACAAGUUCUAUGCAGUGAACAUGGACUACAGCAAGCUGAAGAAGGACCGUCCUGACUUCUAAACGAAUCACAACAUCUAGUGCUGGACCAAAGGUUUAAAAACAAACUAAAGAACAACAAGAUGUCCGCACACUUCUCCUAAUUUAUGCAAAGAGACUAAAUUGCACAAUCUUGGCUUUGCUUUCCUGAAUCCCUUUGUAACAUCUAUGAUGUCUCUUGUAUUUUCUCUCAAGAGUCAAAAAUGAUUAGUAAAGGGUUUUAUCCGACAUACAGUGAAUAACCA
Molecule: messenger RNA, 599 nt
Organism: Cyprinus carpio (common carp)
Lineage: Eukaryota; Metazoa; Chordata; Actinopteri; Cypriniformes; Cyprinidae
Product: cytochrome c oxidase subunit FA4-like
Source: RefSeq, a predicted model, not a curated record